GCGGAACUACGCUCCCCGGCGUGCGCCGAGUGUCCGGGCAGCGCCGCCGGCCCCCGGGUGACGGCGGGAGGACGGAAGGCCGCGUCGCCGCCGUCCCAUUCUGCAGAUGGGGACGCCGAGUCCCGGUGCCGACGCCGCCUCCCCGGGGCUGGAGGCGGACGGCUGGGCCGGGAGCCUGGCGGAGGGCCCCGCGGCGCGGAUGUGCGGGGCGCAGCCGGUGCCGUUCGUCCCGCAGGUGCUGGGCGUGAUGAUCGGGGCCGCAGUGGCCGUGCUGGUCACGGCUGUGCUCAUCCUGCUGCUGGUGCGGCGGCUGCGAGUGCGGAAAACCCCAGCCCCCGAGGCCCCCCGCUAUCGGUUCCGGAAGAGGGACAAAGUGCUCUUCUAUGGCCGGAAGAUUAUGCGGAAGGUGUCCCAGUCCACUUCCUCUUUGGUGGACGUCUCUGUCUCCACCACUUCCCGGCCACGCAUGAAAAAGAAACUCAAGAUGCUCAACAUUGCCAAGAAGAUCUUACGCAUCCAGAAGGAAAUGCCCACGCUGCAACGCAAGGAGCCCCCUCCGUCGGUGCUGGAGGCCGACCUGACCGAGGGGGACCUGGCUAACUCCCACCUGCCCUCCGAGGUGCUGUACAUGCUCAAGAAUGUCCGGGUGCUGGGCCACUUCGAGAAGCCGCUCUUCCUGGAGCUGUGCCGACACAUGGUGUUUCAGCGGCUGAGCCAGGGUGACUACGUCCUCCGGCCGGGCCAGCCAGAUGCCAGCAUCUACGUGGUACAAGAUGGGCUCCUGGAACUCUGCCUGCCUGGCCCUGACGGGAAAGAGUGCGUGGUGAAGGAAGUGGUUCCCGGGGACAGCGUCAACAGCCUCCUCAGCAUCCUGGACGUCAUCACUGGUCACCAGCACCCGCAGAGGACUGUGUCUGCCCGGGCGGCCCGGGACUCCACGGUGCUGCGGCUGCCGGUAGAGGCCUUCUCCGCCGUCUUCACCAAGUACCCAGAGAGCCUGGUGCGGGUGGUGCAGAUCAUCAUGGUGAGGCUGCAACGGGUCACCUUCCUGGCGCUCCACAACUACCUGGGGCUAACCAACGAGCUCUUCAGCCACGAGAUCCAGCCCCUGCGCCUGUUUCCCAGCCCCGGCCUCCCGGCCCGCACCAGCCCCGUGCGGGGCUCCAAGCGAGUGGUCAGCACGUCAGCCGCUGAUGAGCCCCGGGAAGCCCCUGGCCGGCCGCCUGAGCCCACUGGGGCCCCAUUGCCCGGACCUGCAGGAGAGCCAGUGAAGCCCUCGGCCCUGGACGCGCCCCCCUCGGCCCCUCUGCUCAGUCGCUGCGUCUCCAUGCCGGUGGACAUCUCAGGCCUGCAGGGCGGCCCCCGCUCCGAUUUCGACAUGGCUUAUGAGCGCGGUCGCAUUUCCCUGUCGCUCCAGGAGGAGGCCUCCGGGGGUCCCCAGGUGGCGGCACCUGCUCGGACACCCACGCAGGAGCCCCGGGAACAGCCAGCAGGGGCCUGCGAGUAUAGCUACUGUGAAGAUGAGUCGGCCACUGGCGGCUGCCCCUUCGGGCCUUACCAGGGCCGCCAGACCAGCAGCAUCUUCGAGGCAGCCAAGCGGGAACUGGCCAAGCUGAUGCGGAUUGAGGACCCCUCUCUUCUGAACAGCCGCGUCCUGCUGCACCACGCAAAAGCUGGCACCAUCAUUGCCCGCCAGGGAGAUCAGGAUGUGAGCCUCCACUUCGUGCUCUGGGGCUGCCUACAUGUGUACCAACGCAUGAUCGACAAGGCGGAGGAGGUGUGCCUGUUCGUGGCGCAGCCCGGGGAGCUGGUGGGCCAGCUGGCCGUGCUCACGGGCGAGCCCCUCAUCUUCACCCUGCGCGCCCAGCGCGACUGCACCUUCCUGCGAAUCUCCAAGUCCGACUUCUACGAGAUCAUGCGCGCACAGCCCAGCGUGGUGCUGAGCGCCGCGCACACGGUGGCCGCCAGGAUGUCGCCCUUCGUGCGCCAGAUGGACUUCGCCAUCGACUGGACGGCGGUGGAGGCGGGACGUGCCCUGUACAGGCAGGGCGACCGCUCCGACUGCACCUACAUCGUCCUCAACGGGCGGCUGCGUAGUGUCAUCCAGCGUGGCAGCGGCAAGAAGGAGCUGGUGGGCGAGUACGGCCGCGGGGACCUCAUCGGCGUGGUGGAGGCGCUGACCCGGCAGCCGCGAGCCACCACGGUGCACGCUGUGCGAGACACAGAGCUCGCCAAGCUCCCCGAGGGCACCUUGGGCCACAUCAAACGCCGCUACCCGCAGGUUGUGACUCGCCUCAUCCACCUGCUGAGCCAGAAGAUUCUGGGCAACCUGCAGCAGCUGCAAGGCCCCUUCCCAGGCUCGGGGCUGGGAGUGCCCCCACACUCGGAGCUCACCAACCCGGCCAGCAACCUGGCCACCGUGGCGGUGCUGCCCGUGUGUGCCGAGGUGCCCAUGGUGGCCUUCACCCUGGAACUGCAGCACGCCCUGCAGGCCAUCGGCCCCACACUGCUGCUCAACAGUGACAUCAUCCGGGCGCGGCUGGGGGCCUCGGCCUUGGACAGCAUCCAGGAGUUCCGGCUGUCGGGCUGGCUGGCGCAGCAGGAGGACGCGCACCGCAUUGUGCUGUACCAGACGGACGCGUCGCUGACGCCCUGGACUGUGCGGUGCCUGCGCCAGGCAGACUGUAUCCUCAUCGUGGGCCUGGGGGACCAGGAGCCCACGCUGGGCCAGCUGGAGCAGAUGCUAGAGAACACAGCCGUGCGUGCCCUCAAACAGCUGGUGCUGCUCCACCGGGAGGAGGGCCCGGGCCCCACGCGCACAGUAGAGUGGCUCAACAUGCGCAGCUGGUGCUCCGGGCACCUGCACCUGCGCUGCCCACGCCGCCUCUUCUCACGUCGCAGCCCGGCCAAGCUGCACGAGCUCUAUGCCAAGGUAUUCUCCCGGCGCGCCGACCGGCACAGCGACUUCUCCCGCUUGGCGCGCGUGCUCACUGGAAACACCAUCGCCCUGGUGCUGGGCGGGGGCGGGGCCAGGGGCUGCUCCCAUAUCGGGGUGCUGAAGGCGCUGGAGGAGGCGGGGGUCCCCGUGGACCUGGUGGGCGGCACAUCCAUCGGCUCCUUCAUUGGGGCCCUGUACGCCGAGGAGCGCAGCGCCAGCCGGACCAAGCAGAGGGCACGUGAGUGGGCCAAGGGCAUGACAUCCGUGUUGGAACCCGUGCUGGACCUCACUUACCCGGUUACCUCCAUGUUCACGGGCUCGGCCUUCAACCGCAGCAUCCACCGUGUCUUCCAGGACAAGCAGAUUGAGGACCUGUGGCUGCCCUACUUCAAUGUGACCACGGACAUCACGGCCUCGGCUAUGCGUGUCCACAAAGAUGGCUCCCUGUGGCGCUACGUGCGUGCCAGCAUGACGCUGUCUGGCUAUCUGCCCCCGCUGUGCGACCCCAAGGAUGGCCACCUGCUCAUGGACGGCGGUUACAUCAACAACCUGCCAGCGGACAUCGCCCGGAGCAUGGGUGCCAAAACAGUCAUCGCCAUCGACGUGGGCAGCCAGGACGAGACGGACCUGAGCACCUACGGGGACAGCCUGUCGGGCUGGUGGCUGCUGUGGAAGCGGCUGAACCCCUGGGCGGACAAGGUCAAGGUCCCGGACAUGGCAGAGAUCCAGUCCCGCCUGGCCUACGUGUCGUGUGUGCGGCAGCUGGAGGUGGUCAAGUCCAGCUGCUACUGCGAGUACCUGCGCCCUCCCAUCGACUGCUUCAAGACCAUGGACUUUGGCAAGUUCGACCAGAUCUACGACGUGGGCUACCAGUACGGCAAGGCUGUGUUCGGGGGCUGGACGCGAGGUGACGUCAUUGAAAAGAUGCUGACGGACCGGCGGUCCACGGACCUGAAUGAGAGCCGCCGCGCUGACGGGCUGGCAUUCCCCAGCUCCGGCUUCACGGACUUGGCCGAGAUCGUGUCGCGGAUCGAGCCCCCCACCAGCUACGUGUCUGACGGCUGUGCUGAUGGGGAGGAGUCGGACUGCCUGACCGAGUACGAGGAGGACGCUGGCCCGGACUGCUCGCGGGACGAAGGGGGCUCCCCAGAGGGCGCGAGCCCCAGCACCACGUCGGAGGUGGAAGAAGACAAGUCGAUGCUCCGGCACCGGCGCUUUGCACCCCAGGAGCCCCCCGGCUGGGCCACAGACACCUGAGGCCCCCGGCCGCUGCUCGUGGCCCACUCCUGAGGGGCGGCGACCCCCGGCUCCUG
Messenger RNA from Ochotona princeps (American pika), 4251 nucleotides. RefSeq names its product patatin like phospholipase domain containing 6 (gene PNPLA6). The transcript has 32 exons. Gene Ontology annotation, molecular function: phosphatidylcholine lysophospholipase A1 activity. Gene Ontology annotation, cellular component: endoplasmic reticulum. Gene Ontology annotation, biological process: phosphatidylcholine metabolic process. Lineage: Eukaryota; Metazoa; Chordata; Mammalia; Lagomorpha; Ochotonidae. Bases 107 to 4195 code for a protein of 1362 amino acids. The record is from RefSeq and is a predicted model, not a curated record.